UUUGGUCUUUGGUGAGCACUCCAUUGAUUUCUUUGUUUUUCUUCCAUUUCGCCUGUAUUCUUUCUUCUUGUUUGCUUCAAUUUUCUCUUGCGCGCGCUCGCGUACUCAUUUCCCCUGUUUAAACACAGCCCAGAGAUUCAACAACUUAAUGAGUUCAAUUGCUGUCAAACUCGCCAAGUUCUUGAGACUCUCUUCUUCCUCUACACCAGCUACAUAUUAUCCAGUGGCGGGUUUGCAGAGAAGCUUUAGGUCAUUGUAUUCAACUGGGUCGGUUAACGGAGAGAAUGAUGGCGGAGAUGAUAAUGUACUAGAUGAAGAGUUUGAUGAUUUUCUUGGUGAAAAACCCGAUUUACGACUUCAAAGUGUUGAUCCUAGGAAAGGUUGGGGAUAUCGCGGCGUCCACAGGGCGAUCAUCUGUGGAAAAGUUGGCCAAGCUCCUGUACAGAAAAUUUUGAGGAAUGGCAGAACUGUAACUAUUUUCACUGUUGGAACGGGGGGCAUGUUUGACCAAAGAAUUGUGGGAGCAAAAGAUUUGCCAAAACCUGCUCAAUGGCAUCGAGUUGCUGUACAUAAUGAGACACUUGGAGCUUAUGCUGUUCAACAACUUGCCAAAGACUCUUCUGUUUAUGUUGAGGGCGAUAUUGAAACUAGAGUUUACAAUGAUAGUAUAAGCGGCGAAGUUAAAAAUAUUCCAGAAAUAUGCAUUCGUCGUGAUGGGAAGAUUCGCCUUGUAACAAGCGGGAAAAAAGUCGCUGAUAUUUCAUUUGAUGAUCUCCGAGAGGGGUUAUUUAGCUGAAAGUAGGGGUUAAUUUUCGGAAAGCAAGACCGCCUAAAGUCUUUAUUAGCUGCAACAUGGAUCAAAAGUUGAAUCUAAUUAAUGAACUGAGUUGGCUCGGAAAAUCUCUCCUUCGGCUAGUUCUUUCGUCUUGUACAAGGAAUGAUGUUGUUCAAGCUAGUGUGACAAAUUGGUUAA
Molecule: messenger RNA, 973 nt
Organism: Mercurialis annua (annual mercury)
Lineage: Eukaryota; Viridiplantae; Streptophyta; Magnoliopsida; Malpighiales; Euphorbiaceae
Product: single-stranded DNA-binding protein, mitochondrial
Exons: 6
Coding region: 149-796 (215 amino acids)
Biological process (GO): positive regulation of helicase activity; mitochondrial DNA replication
Cellular component (GO): mitochondrial nucleoid
Molecular function (GO): single-stranded DNA binding
Source: RefSeq, a predicted model, not a curated record